AUGAAUCCCUUUAAUCAAAGGGAACUAAGGGGAGCAGCAAACGGGACGGAGGCAGCAAAAGUGGAAGCAGCAUCCUCGGAAGCAGCAACAAGUACCUCUGUGUCUCAUGUCUUCUCCAUAUUUGUGAUUUUGUGGCUGCUCAAGCCCGUGCAUGAGCAGCAUCAUCAGAGGCGGGAGCAGCAGCUGGAGCAGCAGCUGCAGCAGCAGUUGCAGCAGCAGCCGCAGCAGCAGCUGCGGCUGCCGCGAAGUUCCUGGUGA
Messenger RNA from Eimeria tenella, 258 nucleotides. RefSeq lists its product as uncharacterized. The record is from RefSeq and is a predicted model, not a curated record. Bases 1 to 258 code for a protein of 85 amino acids. The transcript has a single exon. Lineage: Eukaryota; Apicomplexa; Conoidasida; Eucoccidiorida; Eimeriidae.